This is a messenger RNA of Paracoccidioides brasiliensis Pb18, 423 nucleotides long. RefSeq lists its product as uncharacterized. Bases 1 to 423 code for a protein of 140 amino acids. The record is from RefSeq and is a predicted model, not a curated record. The transcript has 4 exons.
AUGUUAGGAACCGCACUCGCAGUCCUUGCCACAGCCAGUUUGAAAAGUGAGAAUGCGGAAUAUGGACAAGAUGGACCAGGUGGUAAAGAGGGGAUGGGAUUGGGAGGAGACAACGGAUCCGACGUCUUCGUUCAAACUUUGGAUAUAUCACAACCCUCAAGCACGAACUCCCCCACCCAAACUCCCCUGCGGCGCGUUGAGGAAGGCUUUUUUGCUGAUUGUCGUUCCAUGGGGGGUCUAACAGAUCAACGGAACAUCUCUAAGGUUCAGCAGCUAGUUCAGGGGGAAAGGGAAUUUAUCAAGCACCUUGAGGAUAUGAUAUGCCCUGCACAGUGCCCGCGUUCCCUCAUUGAGGAGAAUGUGGAUAGGAAAACGUCAUUUGCAGUUGGAAUAAAAGACGAUCUCUUCGUCAAUAUUGCAUAG